Conger conger (European conger) is the source of this 2215-nucleotide messenger RNA. It is a transcript of the gene snx10b, whose product is annotated as sorting nexin 10b. The coding region runs from base 440 to 1069 and encodes 209 amino acids. Gene Ontology annotation, biological process: intracellular protein transport. NCBI's taxonomy places the organism in Eukaryota, Metazoa, Chordata, Actinopteri, Anguilliformes, Congridae. The record is from RefSeq and is a predicted model, not a curated record. Gene Ontology annotation, molecular function: phosphatidylinositol binding. The transcript has 7 exons.
GGGACAACUACUGUCGUAACAACCCGUGUUACAUAAAACAGUCACCGUGCACACAGAACUUGUGCAAACUGGAUGAUUUUUAUGACCUUUCAUAUUGAUUCAUUUUAGCUACGUCGUUUAUGGCAGUUUCAAGACGCAUUCGGCGAAUUACGAUUACGCCGAUAAUCUGGUAAUCAGUUCAACCAAACCGAAGAUACCUCAGUUAUCUCACUAUCAUUCUUAGUUGUGUAGUCUUUGUCGUUCCGGAGUUCACGCAGAUGCGCACAAAAGGCAACUCGUACAUUAAUUAGAUGGCCUACCGUUCUGUAAUCAACGCAAAACAUCCAACAGAGAAGUACCAACUGCGUUAGUUGGGUGGACAGAAGUGGAAGAAACGAAAGUACCAAGCUGUAGUCGCCGUCUCCAUUAGAUUUUUACAUUUCAAGCUUUGACUUUUGCAAUGGAAGAUGUGAUUGAUAAUGUAAUGAGACAGGAAUUUGUCAGUGUUUGGGUCCGGGAUCCACAAAUCCAAAAAGAAGAUUUUUGGCAUGCCCACAUUGAUUAUGAAGUCUGCAUAAACACUAACAGCAUGUGCUUCACUAAGAAGAUAUCGUGUGUGAGGAGGAGAUACAGCGAGUUUGUAUGGCUCCGGCAAAGACUGCAGGAGAAUGCUCUUUUAGCGGAGCUCCCCAGACUUCCACCCAAGAACCCCUUCUUCAGCCUCAACAGUGCCCAGCAGGUCUCUCAGCGAAUGAAAGGGCUUCAGGAGUUCCUGGAUGUAAUCCUGCAGAACCCCGUGGUUCUAUCAGACAGUCGCCUGCACCUCUUUCUGCAGUCCCAGCUGAGCGUGGCUAAGAUGGAGGCCUGUGCGUCGGGGCAGACGCGCUUCUCUGUGGACCAGGCCAUCCAGCGCUGCGGCUGUGAGUUCCGCCGUUUCCACUUUGCGGAGGAGCUGCCUGAAGGAGAGGACAAGGCCUGCUGUGACUCGGACUGUGAGAGCACGUCCUCAUCGGGCCUGGGGCAAAGCAGCGAAGCUGUAACGGCCAGUGAGGAGGACAGAACGCCAUGCCCGUCAACGAAGAGCUCUUGAGCUGCGUGUCUGUGUCCGUGAGCAGGAGGUUUAGCCCUGAUGCCCUACGGUCCUGACAGGAAGUGCUUGGCAGAUUCUCCUGCUGCUGAACUUAGCCCAAGUUUCCAUCCUCAAAGUGCCUGAAAGUGAGGUUUGAGACCAGUGGUUCAGCUGGCUCAAGUUUAUUUUACAUGCGUUGCCUUUAACUGUACAUCAUCCACAUUUAGGGAAGCCAGAUGUUUCUGGUUAAUUUAUUUGUACAUAACAGCUGUGGUGAAUAAAUGAGCUUGUUUCCUUGAGCGCCUGCUAAGGUUUGCUUAUCCAUUAGGGCCUUCUCAAAUUUUAUUUUAUUUUUUUACAGCAGAAUCAAGGUCAACUGAGUGAAGAACAUGUUUUCUGUGUGUGCAUGACCUGGUUGAAUUUUGUUUUGCUUUUAGAAAAAGUGCAUACAGUGACAUUUAAUUGGACCUUAAACUUUUACAUUUCUGCCUUACUGGGGAAGGUUUUAAUCAUGUUGAAGUAUUUUACCUAUUUUAACCUUUUGUAUUGGCUUUACUGUAGUUUACAAAUCUCAGGUUAAUGAAGGCUACAUGGACUGUAAAUUCUAGAUUUUAAAAAUGAUCUUUUACUUAAAAGAAACAGCCAUGACUUGGUGAAGGAUGUAUGUAUAGUUAUCAUUAUUUUCAUAGCAUACAGCUGAUUUUGAAUGCAUAGUCAUCUAUGCUUAUUAGAUCUAUAUUGUAUAAAUGCAUCAUUUGGAAAACAAUAUCAAGCUCUUAUCUUAACACUGGUUUUAUUUUACACAUGAUAUAAAUGGCGUAUUGUUAUGCUGUUUUUAUAUUGUUCAAUGCGUAUGUAUGUUUAAUCAAUGUCACAAGAUAUGUUUACACACCAUUUUUUCGUUCAGCGUUCACUGCUUUGUCACUGGAAUAACUAAGAGCUAGGAGAAGGUCUUCCAUUUCUGAAAUUCAGUCAGCUGCAUUUUCACUGGACUUUGAUAUAAAUUGUAUAUAUGCACAGUAUUGUAUUUAAUUCCAUUGAAUUUCAUUUCAUAUGGGUAUAUUGUUAAGUUGGUCAUUCUGGGUGCAAGCCACAUGGAAUUGACUACAUUGGAAGGUUUUUAGAAGAAAAUGUGCCUAUAAAUAAAGGAAACUACUUUUCAUGUUA